GCUUUACACGCUCUGCAUGAUGGGAGCCCCCCUCUGCCACAGAUACAUGGAAGCACCCAGCUGGCAAAAAGCUGAAAUCCCACCAGUCUAACAGGGACUGCUAAUUACGCCAUUAAGACCAGUUUGGGUUCAUUGGCAGGCCACCCACAUUCCAACAUUCCAGCACCGUCAGCUUGACAGUGUUGUGGAUGUGAAGACACUGUACCUGAAGCAUGUUCUCUCUGGUGCCGUGGUGUUUUUCAGUCAUGUGCAGUUUGUUAAGCUCUCCUAGUUCUGCUGCCCCCCCCCCCCCAGCCAGAAUCGACAUGCAGUGUGUUUCAGUGACACACCAGCUUGUUAUAUUUUGCUUUGAACGAAAGCAUAUGUUUUAUAAGUCAGCACUUAUUAAUGUCAGAUGACGACUCAUACAAGGUGCCUUGAUUCUCUGGAGACCAAAUCACCCACCUUCUCGCCGAGAAGCAGCACUCGCUGUGAUCUGGGCGCCUUCACUUCAUCUUCCUUCCUGUAUCGACCUUCAGAUGUUUCCAAACAUUUAGCAGAGUCACGCUGCACGUUGAGACCUCAGUGUCCAGUCAAACGUAGUGACUCAGCUGUUGCCAUGGAGACUGUAUGAAAGCCAGGCGGAAGAUGGGCUGUGCUUAGUGAGAGCAGGUGCUCUGAGAGAGCCUGCAAACCUGGAGAAGGAGGGGGUGUGCUCCCACAGAGCGGAGCCCCCAACCUACUUCUGACCUCAGUAACUCUGUGGACAGGAAGCCGACGCGUGACUCUGGUGAGGGUUUGUGAGUGAGGCUACGGAGCACAGCGGCCUGUUUCGGUUAAUCUGCUCACCUGUCUGACACCUCGUCAUCCAGCCCAAGUUUGCUCCAUUCCAGUCUCUCCUGCAGGAUGGCCAGUCGUCUUGGGCUGGGGGGCACCCUUGGGGUCGGGACCCAAACACGGCUGAGACUCCACCCCCUUUGGGAAGCUGGCAUGAAUGGCUGAGGAGUGGUUUAGGGUUACUCACCUGGGGGUCUCUGUGCUAGGCGAAUGGCACCCCCUUAAUGCCAGGAUUGUGCAGUGGCAGUGUACAAACGCUUGUGGGUGCUAGCCCCCUGUUGGUGGGGGGGUAAUGGGGAAGGGGGGCAGAAGUAGGUAAGAGGAAUAGAUAGCAACUUGUUUUUUGCUAUUGACAUAAUGUAGGUAGUUUGCCUGCAUGAACCCCUCUGUCUCGUUUAUAUGACAAGUAAUAACCGUGAAUUAACUAAUGCUUUUUACCAUUAAAAAAACUGACUGGCAUUUUCUAGGGAAAUCUGGAAUUAUUGCUACACUUUCAGAUUGAUUUUCAUUUUAGUAAGUGUAAUUAUGAGCGUUUAAUCUUAUCUAGAGCUCUAACUUAAUUACGGUCUUUGAGAAUGACUGUGAUUCAUCCUUAUUCGUUUAUACAGUGAAAUCUGUCUGGCGGUGCUAGCUGCAGGGUACAGGGUUUAGGGUACAGGGUUAGGGGUUUGGGUAUAAGGUACAGGGUUAGGGGUUUGGGUAUAGCGUACAGGGUUAGGGUAUAUGGUACAGGUUUAGGGUAUAUGGUACAGGGCAUAGCGUACAGGGUUAGGGUAUAGGGUUAGGGUAUAUGGUACAGGGUAUAGCGCACAGGGUUAGGUUAUAUGGUACAGGGUUAGGGGUUCGGGUACAGGGUUAGGGUAUAUGGUACAGGGUAUAGGGCACAGGGUUAGGGUAUAUGGUACAGGGUUAGGGCACAGGGUUAGGGUAUAUGGUACAGGGUAUAGGCGUACAGGGUUAGGAUAUUUGACUAUCCCUGCCGGCCCCUGGAGGAUGGGCUCCCCCUUUGAGUCUGGUCCCUCUCAAGGUUUCUUCCUUCUAGGGAGUUUUUCCUUGCCACUGUCGCCUAUGGCUUACUCAUUGGGGGCUUUGGGUGAGGAUACUGUAAAGCGCUUUGAGACAAUGUAAUGUUGUGAUAAUGCGCUAUAUAAAAAUAAAUUUAUCGUUGUUGUUGGUAUAUGGUACAGGGUAUAGCGCACAGGGUUAGGGUAUAUGGUACAGGGUAUAGCGCACAGGGUUAGGGUAUAUGGUACAGGGUAUAGCGCACAGGGUUAGGGUAUAUGGUACAGGGUAUAGCGCACAGGGUUAGGGUAUAUGGUACAGGGUAUAGCGCACAGGGUUAGGGUAUAUGGUACAGGGUAUAGCGCACAGGGUCAUGGAUAUGACUGAUGCUUGUGAGUCAGAUUUGUCCCCUGGACCUUUUGUGGUAAUCAUGGUGUCAGGGGUUGGUGUUGGGUGGCUGCUUGGCUGACGCCUAAGGAAGGGAACCUAUCAGAUAUUUGUCUGUGGACCAUGGUGUGUUAGAGGUCUAUCAAAUUAUUCUUAUAUUUUCUGAUUAUUCAGGAGAGAAUCCAAUAACUGUAAGUAGUGUGAUGUAAAUCCUGUGAGCAGAGACACCAGUGUCAGGAUUGGGAUGGACUCUCUCUGAUCGAUCAAAAGAUUUAAAUGCCAAUUGUGUGGCUCUUUCCCAACUGGAGCUGGUCCAGUCACCCUAGAAGAUGGUAGAAUUUCGGUUCAUUCGGUUUCUGUGUGGAUACAAUGCAGGGGACACCUUGGAGUGGAUACCUGCCCCCUGCAGGACAUAGACAUGAACACACAGCCACAGGAAGGCUGGAGAUCACAUCCUUGUUGGGCCAUGACGGAUUCUGCACGAUUACGCGGGGAUCCUACAAACUGGAGUCUCCUGCGAGGGCACCUGAUGACAAUGUGGACGGCGCCUGCAGACCGCGCGUCUCUGUGCUGUGUGAUGUCGCACAGCUCUGCAGAGGCCAGCUCCGGGGGGCUGCGGUCCUUGAACCCGGGCCUGCUGUGCUCCAGCAGCUCCCUCGGUGGUGGCUGGUCCCUGGGAGGCGCCGUUCUUCCCAGCCCAGUGUCCCAGGAUCUGGUACCUCUGAUCUGCACUGGAAGCUGAUAUCUGCUCCCUUAAUUAUUUAGUGUUACUGCUUGUGUCUUCACCUCCUAGCCGUGUCACAGAGGCAGUAAUCUCUGUCUCUCCCAGUAUUUCAGUGCCCAUUUCUGUGCUUGGAGGUGGCUAUUGCCAUUUAUAGUUACUCUGACAUGAAUGGAGCCUUUUUGCAGACAGCUGGUGAUGUGUGUCCAUGUUCGUCAUGUGUAUUAACCAGACCGAUAAGAAAACAAGGAAUUUUAUUUUGCUCCAAAUUGAAAUUUUAUUUUAACUUAAAUCGAGCUGUGACUGGAUGCCUCUGUCAAGCUUGCAGAGACAGAUGACUGAUGAAUGAAGCCGCAUUGCUGCCAAGUCAAACCCUUUGAGUGGCUCAGGACCUGAAAUCCUGCACUGACUGCAGCAGCCACAGGCAGGAUAAUCUCUGGGCAUGUGAGCUGGAAAGCCCUGCUGUUGUACCUUUGAGUUCUGCAGUGAAGCAGUCUGCUGUGUAAGUGGGUUAAGACUGAGCGGUUCGAGGCACUCUUCAGGAUGUACGACGAGCAGAUAUCCUUCCAGAUGUUCCAGAGCUUCUGCCGAGUCCGCAUCAGCUUCAGCGGCCCGGAGGCAGCGGCCCGCGCGCGCGUGGAGCUUCACGAGUCUGAAUUCAAUGGCAAGAAGCUGAAGCUGUACUUUGCCCAGGUGCAGAACUCGGGCGAGGACAUUGACAAGGCCUAUCUGGCUCCUCCCCAGCCUGUGAAGCAGUUCCUGAUCUCGCCCCCCGCUUCUCCGCCCGUUGGAUGGAGUCAGAGUGAAGACGCCACGCCCGUCAUCAACUAUGACCUGCUGUGCGCUGUGGCCAAGCUGGGCCCAGGUGAGAAAUACGAGCUGUGUGCGGGCACGGAGUCGACGCCCAGCGUGGUGGUGCACGUGUGUGAGAGUGAGACAGAGGACGAGGAAGUGACCCGCCCCAAGCAGAAGAUCGUCCAGACCCGUCGUCCUGACGGUCCCUCCGCAGUCCUCAACUAAGUCCCCCAGCCGCCAUGGCAACAGCCUCCAACCCUGACCUCUCUCAUCCUGAGAAAGAUGGCCACUAUUUCAGAUUUCAAAAAGAACUUUUAAAAUCACGUAAAACAGAGGAGAGACAGCUGACGGCGCUGUGCUAGUGGGCUGACAGGCUGCUGUGGCCCCUGUAUGGACCACCAGGGGGCAGCGAUGCCCCCACUGAGAAGGCCGCACCUGUAUCAUUUCAAGCGUUGCAGAUCCUGCUUGCUUUUCAUUUUUCAGAAUGAAUUGUUUUUGUAUAUUAUUAUUAUUAUUAUUAUUAUUAUUAUUAUUAUUAUUACUGCUGUUUCACUGGAAGAUGUUUCAUACUGAUUAUGUAUUUUAUUGCCUCGCUUAGUAACAUUUCAGCUGAUUUGUUGGGAUGCAGGAGGCUUCUCUCAGACAGACAGACAGACACACACACACACACACACACAGACACACACAGUAACCGAGUGUAAAUAUACAGGCUGCACUGUCGCUGUGCUGCUCAGUGUGUGCCCUUGGAUUUCUUGUUUUCUUUCUGUUUGGGUCUGUUUCCUAAACGAAAUGUACAUUCUCUACAUGUGUCCAUAUCAGCGAAUGCGUCUGUCUGGAGCUGAGCUGAGCAGCGUGACUCAUGACGGACGCCUCAGACAGACGUGUGGGUCCCCGGGGCCGGUGUCAGGCUCAGAGUCCAGGGUGCGAGCGAUGGUGGCGUCUGGCCGAACAGGGUCCUCGACUCGGAUGGCUUCCCUACACUGGGGGCGUUUUAAGUAAAGUGCUUUGCACUGAUGUUGUGGUAGAAAUGUGCCAUCCAGGUGGAACUGGAAUUCUGAUGCAGAAAAGGAGAGAGGGGUGGGGGAGAGGCAGGGAUGGGCCAGGAGGGGGCAGCGUGUGUGCAUCCCCAAACCUGCCUCUUCCACUGCGCUUUGCACCCAGAUGCAUGACAUCAUCGUCUCUGCACCGAUUGGGCCUUUCCCUCCCAUAAUUCAUUUUCUCCCCUGUAAACAGUCUUUAGCACUUUCCCUCCCAUAAGCAGCCGCUAGGUGGGGUUUUGUUGACGAUGGCACCAGCGUUUCCCUUCUCUUGUUUCUCUCUGCUGCUUUAUUGCAUCUUGUGAUUCUGUGAACCUUCCUCUCAUGGAGCAUUUUGCCCAAAGACAACAUGUAAAUAUAUUACAGGAUUUGCAUCAUUUAGAAAUUGCCAAAAAAAUAAUAAAAAAAAAAAACAGUUUUACAAUGUGGGAUGGGAGCAUGAACAAAAUGAAAACCACGCCCACUGAUAACCCGCUGAGAACGCGGUGAGAACCUGGUGAGAACCCACUGAGGGGGCUUCUUCAACAGUACUGCUGCAGGUCUGCUUCGCUGCAUCAGUCUGUGGCAGGGCGCCACCUGCAGCAUCGGGAUCGCGCUUGCAGGUCGUGUGCUUGGAGGUGCAUAGGGAUUUCUUGUGGCUGUAGGGAGCUGGGGGUUCCCAGCUUGUCACAGUCAUGGGAGAUAGAAUGGAAGGGGGUUCUGAGGGACACCAUCACCUAUAAGGCUGGAUGCUGCUUUCAGACGUGAGCUUGUUCAUCUCAAAUGGAGUCAGGCUGAAAAUGGGCUCAGUUUGAAUGAUCUCAGUACUGUCACUGUAUUGUUUGUUGAAAUACAAAUAUCGUCUUGUAAUGUAGUCGUUCUGAGAAAAAAGUAGCACUUCAGCAAUAAUUUCCAGUUAUCUGUAUUUCAUGUGUGUACUGAUUUCUGUAGAUGUUUUCUGUACUUACUUGCUUAUAUUUGUGUAGAAGUAUAAAGAUCAUUUGUCUCAUAUAGAAAUAUAUAAAGUAUUCUUAAAUGUU
This is a messenger RNA of Brienomyrus brachyistius, 5777 nucleotides long. RefSeq names its product regulator of calcineurin 3 (gene rcan3). Bases 3470 to 3946 code for a protein of 158 amino acids. Lineage: Eukaryota; Metazoa; Chordata; Actinopteri; Osteoglossiformes; Mormyridae. Gene Ontology annotation, molecular function: nucleic acid binding; calcium-dependent protein serine/threonine phosphatase regulator activity. Gene Ontology annotation, cellular component: cytoplasm; nucleus. The record is from RefSeq and is a predicted model, not a curated record. Gene Ontology annotation, biological process: calcium-mediated signaling. The transcript has 4 exons.